Messenger RNA from Habropoda laboriosa, 590 nucleotides. RefSeq lists its product as uncharacterized. Bases 1 to 582 code for a protein of 193 amino acids. The record is from RefSeq and is a predicted model, not a curated record. The transcript has 5 exons. NCBI's taxonomy places the organism in Eukaryota, Metazoa, Arthropoda, Insecta, Hymenoptera, Apidae.
AUGGCGAUCGCUUCAGACCACUCCGUGACGACUGUUAUUUGCACUUGGACCUUCAUGAUAAUUUUCUGUUUUGCGGGCAGUGCAUCAGGUUCCUGCUUAAGCUAUGGACAUUCGUGUUGGGGAGCUCAUGGAAAACGCAGCGGAGGACAUAACAAUGCAUAUUCAGUACCAUCGAAAACAAUAAACGACUUGCAGCAAGAUACACCAUCGCUUACCAAGGAACAACUGAUGCUCUCUCGACUGAUUGGCCGCCCUUUGGUAUCUAACAAACACAGAGACAGGUGGGACAGACUUUUCAAAGUAAAGACGAAUUUUCCCGAGAAUUGGAACGAUGGUGAGCGAACCGCACAUUUUAUUAGCGACGAGUCUAUUCGAGACAGAAUGAAUACCGAGGAAAUGGACGAGGGAAAAAGUAAACAUACGAAUGGCGUACAGGAUGUAACGGGAAGUGUGAACGAUGAAAGGAACGAAAUUCCGGAAAUACUAUUGAUACCAACAAACGAGAACAAUGAACACGGCAGUAAACCACAGAACAUAGAGUUUUUCAAAUUCUUGAGUGACGCAAAUGAUAAUUUCGAAUAAGAGAACGG